Didymodactylos carnosus is the source of this 2469-nucleotide messenger RNA. Lineage: Eukaryota; Metazoa; Rotifera; Eurotatoria; Philodinida; Philodinidae. The record is from the annotation of a GenBank genome assembly.
AUGUUGAAAUCGGUGUCUAUAACUCUACUAUUCUUUAUAAAAUGUAUUCACCGUAUUAUCAAAAAACGAAACGAUUCAGUUGUUAACACCAUAAAGAAACAUGGUGCCAAUGUUUUACAAUUAUACAGACAGUUUGAAAAAGUAAAAUUGAAGCAAUGUCGUGCAGAACAGGCUAUUGAAUUCCUACGUGUGUGUCUAUUAUAUAAUGUUUAUCCAAAAUUCAUUCGAUUUAAACCUUACAAUAAAUCAUUUGGGAAAAGUCUGAAAUAUAAAGAAUAUGUUAGAAGAAUGUUAUAUGAUCAAUAUAAACAGCAACAAAAAGAAUUUAAGAAAUUGAAUCAGACAGUGAAUAACAUAGAAUCUCAAUUGAAAAACCAAGUGAACGUUUUCUUGUGGAUUAGUAUUAAGUCUCAUUUGAAUGAUCUUAUUCAAAAAGAAACAAAUGAAAUCAAACAACGCCACGAGAAAAAACAUUUAUCCUUGAAUAUCCCUAUCGAAUCAAAUGGUUUUAACAAUAAAUUAGUUUAUAAUUAUUCGUAUCGUGUAUUAACACCGGCAGAAGAUAGUCUUCUUUCCAAAGGAUGGAAAUAUGCCAUAAGAAUUAAGAAAUUGAAUAUAUUAAAUGUUAAAACUGAUUUAGAACACAUGUAUAUCUGUUUGGAACGAAAUGGUUUACUUAAAACAACAGAAAAGUCUAGCAAAAUUAAAGGUAUAUUCAACGAAUUCGGUAAUAAACUUGGAAAGAAAAUGAGCAGUGAAAUACCUAAUCUUUCGCUGGAAGAAACAAACGCGAUCUCAUCUUUAUCCAAUGAUCCUUCUCUGGUCAUAUCAAAAGUCGAUAAAGGCAACGCUGUGGUAGUUUUAAAUAAAGAAGAUUAUUUAUACAAAGCGUAUGAAGUACUCAAUGAUAAAAGAGCUUUUAAGAAACUGACUAGCAACCCCACUGAUCAGCGUGAGAAACAGUUUAUAUCAUUUCUAUUACAAUUGAUGAAAAACAAUAAGAUAACGGAAAAUGAGUACAAAAAAAUGAGACCUAAAACUGGUUCGAGAACGCCAGAGGCAUACUUUCUCGUUAAAGUACACAAACAAAAUUUGCCUGUUAGGCCAAUUAUCUCAAGUUACGAUUCGUAUAACUAUAAUACGGCUAAAUAUUUGGCAAACCUUCUAUCACCGGCAAUGAAUGAUGCAGCUUCUUUUAUUAAAGAUUCUUUUGAAUUUGUGGAUAAAAUUCGAUAUAACAAAAAUAUAAAUGGAUUGAUGUGCUCACUAGAUGUUUCAUCCCUAUUCACAAAUGUACCUCUGGAAAAAGCAAUACCCAUUGGAAUUAAGAAGAUUAGAGAACAUCAUCCAAAUCUUGCGAUUAACGACAAAAACUUGAAAGAACUUUUCAACUAUUGCACAAUGAAAACAAAUUUCAAGUUUAAUAACGAAAAUUAUGACCAACAGAAUGGAGUGAGUAUGGGGAGCCCCUUGGCCCCCAUACUCGCGCACUUAUUCAUGAGUGAACUAGAAAAUUGUAUACAAGAUCAUAGAGGCAAAAAACCAGAUUUAUUUUACCGUUACGUUGAUGACAUAUUCAUGAUUAUGCAUGGUAACCAAAAAGAUAUUCAUUCAUUUUUGAAAUUUAUGAAUAAAAUUGAAUCUUCAAUAAAAUUUACAAUCGAAAUGCAAAACAAUAACAAACUACCGUUUUUAGAUGUCAUGGUAGAAAGAACUAACACAGAAUUAAUAACGUAUGUCUAUCGUAAGCCGACUGACACCGGUUUAUACCUACGAUGGACUAGCAACCAACCUCGUAAUUACAAAAUAAAUUUAAUAAAGUGUCUAUGUAUACGUGCGAAACGUAUUUGUUCAUCGGAUGCACUAUUGAAACAACAAUUAGAGUAUUAUAAAAGAAUAUUUACAGCUAAUGGUUAUCCAAUUAAUGUUCUAAAGAAGACGAUAAGGGGUAUUGAAUUAGGUAAAAACAUUGUUAAACAGCCAAUUAAUCCAAGUAUUAAAAAGGUAUUCAUUUCAAUGCCAUAUUAUGGUGAAUGUUCAUUGAUUUUAGCAAAUAAGAUUAAGAAAAUAUUAGAUCAUCCUUUGAAACAAAUUGUCUGUGGCUUCGCAGCUAGAACACGUAUCUCAACGUUAUUUAGUGGAACAUUUCGUGGACAAAAGGAUAUGAAAAAGGUGAUCUAUCGAUAUGAUUGUAAAAAUUGUAAUGGCACCUAUAUCGGACAAACUGGCCGUGGUGUGGAAAUAAGAAAAGAAGAACACAAAAAAGCUUUUCGAGGGCGGGGGUAUUCAAGAAUAGCUGAACAUUGUAUGCACUUGAAUCAUGAAAACAACUGGACUGAUAUUAUUAUUGCUGUUGAAUCAAAUUAUAUAAAAAGAACAAUAAAAGAAAGUCUUCUCAUGGACUUUGUUCGUAUAAAAAAAGGUAAAGAUGUUUAUUCACAAAAGAGCUUUAUUUUGAAUGUUUUUUGA